UACUUUAUUAGAAACAAAAUAUCCAAUGACAAGGGGACUAGAGCUAUAUGAGAAUCAUCAUCAUCGUAUCCUUUGACAUACGAUAGGAUCAGAGCAAACCAUGGCUCACGGAGGCGCCGCGGCGGCGCCACUGCUCUCCUCGGCUGCCGGCACGCCACGCCGGAACAGGUUCGCCUUCCUCUGCGCCACGCUCGCCUCCAUGACCACCAUCCUCAUGGGCUACAAUCUCGCGCUGAUGAGCGGCGCGCAGCUGUUCAUCCGGGAGGACCUGGGCCUCACCGGCGUCCAGGUCGAGGUGCUCACGGGGUCCAUGAACCUGUUCAUGCUCGUGUCCAUCCUCGCCGCCGGGUGGGCGGCCGACCUGCUGGGCCGCCGGGGCACGCUCGUGCUCGCCAACGCCUUCCUCAUGGCCGGCGCGCUCGCCAUGUCCGCCGGCGCCAGCUACGCCGCGCUCAUGGCCGCACGCUUCGUCACCAGCGUCGGCGUCGGGUUCGCCCGCGUCGUCGCCCCCGUCUACAACGCCGAGAUCUCGCCGGCGUCCACGCGCGGCGUCCUAUCGUCCUUGCUCGACAUGUUCGUCAAUAUCGGUAUCUUGCUUAGCUACGUGUCGAAUUUCGCGCUCGCCGGCCUGCCGGCGCACCUCGGCUGGCGCGUCAUGUUCGCCGCCGGCGCGCUCCCGCCGGUGUUCCUCGCGGCGGGGGUGCUCGCCAUGCCGGAGUCCCCGCGGUGGCUGGUGAUGCGCGGGCGCCACGGCGAGGCGCGCGCGGUGCUCGCGCGGACCUCGGACACCCCGGCCGAGGCCGACCUCCGCCUCGAGGAGAUCAAGCAGGUCGUCUCGGCGUCGCAGCAGGCUGGCGGCGGCGGCGCCGGUGCCGGCGUGUGGAAGGAGAUGCUUGUGCGGCCGACGAGGAGCGUGCGCCGGGUCCUCGUCUGCGUCGUCGGGCUGCAGUUCUUCCAGCAGGCGUCGGGGAUCGACGCCGUCGUGCUCUACAGCCCGCUGGUGUUCAGGAAGGCCGGCAUGUCGUCGAACCGCGCCGUGCUCGGCGCCGCCGUCGCCGUCGGGGUGGUCAAGACGUGCUUCAUCCUCGUGGCGACGCUCCUCUCCGACCGCGUCGGCCGGCGCCCCCUGCUCCUCGCCAGCGCAGCGGGCGCCGCCGCGGCGCUGGCCUCCGUGGCCAUCACCCUCUGUGCCGCCGGCGGCAGCGCCACCACGUCGUCGUCGUGGUCGGCGGCGUGCGUCGCGUCGGUGCUGGCCUUCGUGGCGGCGUUCUCGGUCGGGCUCGGGCCGGUGGUGCCCACGUACAGCUCGGAGGUCAUGCCGCUGCGGCUGCGCGCGCAGGGCACCAGCCUCGGCACGGCGGUGAACCGGGUGGCGUGCGGGGCGGUGACCAUGACGUUCAUCUCGCUCGCCGGCUGGAUCACCAUGGCCGGGUGCUUCUUCCUGUACGCUGGCGUGGCGGCCGCCGCGUGGGCCUUCGUGUACACGCAGCUGCCGGAGACCAGUGGGCGGAGCUUGGAGGACAUGGAGGUGCUCUUCACCAAGUGAACUGACGAUCUGAAUGUUGUGCUUUCCAUGCCUUUUUCUAAUGUAAUCAUCAGAAGCUUUAUCAGUUGACCGUCUACAUUUGUUAAGUUGGGGGAAGUUUUCAAACCAUCCACCCAAAAAAUUGUUUAAUUUGGUAUUGAAACCUCAAUGCAAUCAUUAAUUGCAACCCAGACGCACAUGUUGAAA
Molecule: messenger RNA, 1732 nt
Organism: Panicum virgatum (switchgrass)
Lineage: Eukaryota; Viridiplantae; Streptophyta; Magnoliopsida; Poales; Poaceae
Product: polyol transporter 5-like
Exons: 3
Coding region: 101-1546 (481 amino acids)
Biological process (GO): transmembrane transport
Cellular component (GO): membrane
Molecular function (GO): carbohydrate transmembrane transporter activity
Source: RefSeq, a predicted model, not a curated record